CAUUUGCUUUGUUCUCUCUGUUAUCUAAUGAUCUUGACUUUCUCCAAUCACAUCUGUUCUGAGCUGAUAAUGAGCGUAAGAAAUGGCCUUUAUUUCUGCAGACAGUUACCAAUCAACAAAUCAGCAAAGAAAAAAAAAAACGUGUCCUGGCUGUAUGUCCUAGCAUGUCCUUGUUGUUACAUAUGUGCUUUUCCAUAAGCAUGUCUUUGUUGUUAUAAAUUUUUAAAGUAUCAAAUGACUGUACUCUGGAAUCUCCCAGAAAUUCCUGUCUAAAACAAGCACAAGACUGUGAGUCCUCCAUUGGAAAAAAGGGGAAGCAGAAAGAAAUGAAUCUUUACCGUUUUCAUCACUUAAAUUUCUAGACUUAUUUGCAAUUAUCAAAAAAUGUUAAUAGUUCUGUCACCACUCUUAUUUGAUAAGGAUAUUUUGGAAUAAUGAUAUUGUUUAAAGUCUUAAUUUAAAUUCUUUAACACUUAAUGUAACACAUAAUGUAUCAUAUCCGCAAUGUCCAUUGAAAUGCAAGUCAUUCAAACGUCAAAAUGUUUGUUUUUAAUAUGAAUGUAUAACUAAUAAUCUUUAAAAAUCUCAAGUACUUUAAGGCAAAAGGUCAUUUAUCUGUCAGAUUGUGACUGUAUACCUCGUCAGUUAGUUUGUCUUUAGUUAGUUGAAUCAAGUACACACACCUGUAUCACUGAAGCACACUUUGCUAAGAAAAACAUAGUUAAGUGGAACAGGAUAUAGGUUUUUUUUUCUACCUGUUUUAGGGGAUCAGAUACUGGCUUUAGUAGUCACAUCCUGUGCAGUGAGACUUAACCGCAUUAACAACCAGGUCCCUCUCACUAGCCGCUUACUAACUUACUGUGAAGUGCAACCGCAUUUACUAAGAAGGACAUUUGAAAAGAUGGGUUUUUUUAAAGAUGUAUGCUCAGAUUUAGUCUCCAAUGUAUUUUAAUCUUGUACUUUAAGGCUAGAAAUAGCCUAUAUAUUCUAACAUUGACAGGAUACAAUGUAAACAAAUGAAAUACUGAACUAUAGGUUAAGUGUGUGUGGGGAUGUAGCAAGGGAGAAGAGAGACUAAUGUUACCUCAGAUAGCACAAGCACGUGUAGCUCCUCCCCUCUAUCCUUUGGUUCUAUUUUGAUGGAUGGUGAUAAGUCAUCAACACAUACUCAGUGAUUUUUCACACACAGGCAAUUUCCAUAUAAUCCACUCUGAUAUUCAAGGUGUUCUAGCUCAUAGCCAGAAAGGCGUAUUGCGCUGUUUUAAAGAAACCUCAAGUCAGGACUGUACCAACCCUGAGUAAUUCUGCGCUCAUUAUGAGAAGGAUUCUAUACCUAAUGGUCCCUAUGAAUGGACUUUUUGCAGGCUUUGUUGAGGGGAAUCAAGACUGCAGUUCAUGUUACCAGUUGGACAUUGGAGUGGUUGGGAUCAUCGCGUGUGACAUCAUCCUCACACUCCUCAUCGCUCUCUCAGUCUACUGUUUUGUUUCCCAUCAGAAAAGAAGCGGCAGUUUACAGGCGCAGACCAGUUUCUAUGGGUCAGGCAAAGCAAAAAAUCACCAGCCAUCAAUGAGGUCAAAGACAAUUGAAGUAGAAUCACCAUAUCAGGAACUUUAUGGAGUCCAAUCAGAUAUAUACAGUGAUCUUCAGCAGUAUCGGAAAUGAGGUGACUGUAUGACAUAAUGGUAAUAAUGGAUCACGUACAAGAAUUAGAGAUUGCAUAAGUUCAUUAAGUUGUCAAACUGCAUCUGUGUAUUUACCCCUAAAUAAGCUAUAGUACUUGAUUUAUGCAAAGAAUUGUUUUAUUAUUUUGAUUGGUUGUGGCAUACAUAUAAAAACAUGAAUAUAAAUAAAUAAAUGUUCAUAGUUUAUGGAAAUGAAAUGAUCUUCAAGAAUUUGUUUUCUAAAUUUUUUAAUAUAGCUGUCACAGUUGUUGUCAUUUUUAUUUAUUUAUAAUAUAUCUUUGUAAUAAUCUAUAUCAGAAUAGAAUUCCCUUGCUCUUCAUGUAUAAAUAAAUAUGUUUUAUUUUGA
This is a messenger RNA of Pimephales promelas (fathead minnow), 2029 nucleotides long. It is a transcript of the gene tyrobp, whose product is annotated as transmembrane immune signaling adaptor TYROBP. Gene Ontology annotation, molecular function: signaling receptor binding. The record is from RefSeq and is a predicted model, not a curated record. Gene Ontology annotation, biological process: negative regulation of transforming growth factor beta1 production; positive regulation of microglial cell mediated cytotoxicity; positive regulation of macrophage fusion. Gene Ontology annotation, cellular component: cell surface. NCBI's taxonomy places the organism in Eukaryota, Metazoa, Chordata, Actinopteri, Cypriniformes, Leuciscidae.